Parnassius mnemosyne (clouded apollo) is the source of this 777-nucleotide messenger RNA. NCBI's taxonomy places the organism in Eukaryota, Metazoa, Arthropoda, Insecta, Lepidoptera, Papilionidae. The record is from the annotation of a GenBank genome assembly.
AUGAGGUUAGUCUUAGUUUUAGGAUUUUUAUUAAUUCUUGGAGUUACUUACGCACGUCGGUUACCUCCAAAUGAUAAUGAGUAUCAGAAAAAAAACACCGAAAUAGAUGAUCAAAAUGUCGCUGAAACUGGUCAUAAAAAGGAUGAGCACCAUAAUCGUGAGUUUAAAAAAGGCGGGGGUAAAGAACAUCAUGCACAUCAUCAUAAUGACCACGGUGAAAAGGGACAUAAAGGUUACAAAGGUUAUCAUCAUCAUGAAGAGGGUAAGAAAGGUCAUCAUGAUAAGGAGCAACACAAGGGUGAAUAUGACGAUCACGGCGGUCAUGAAAAAAAACACCAUCAUGAAGAUGGUCACUAUGACGAACAUCAUAAAGGCGAGAAAGGCGAGAAAGGCCAUAAAUAUGAAGAAAAAGGACAUUACAACAAAGGACAUUCCACAAAAGGACACCACGAGAUACACAAACUUGAUGAGUUCAAGAAAGAUAAACACUUCUUUGAUGAAGAGGAUGAUUCUGGACACGAGGAGAAGCAUGGUGGAUAUCAUGAAGAACAUGGUCAUAAGAAAGGAGGCCACUUCAAGAAAGGGCACCACCAUGGUGGACAUCACGAACACGAACACGGGGAAAAAGGUCAUCAUGAGAAAGGAGGUCAUCACCAUGAACAUAAAGGCCAUAAAGAAGCUGCUGGUCAUGACGAACAUUAUCACCAUCAUCAUGACCAUGCCAAAAAGGGAGGACACGAUCAUCACAAGAAAUGGGGCUAUUCCAAAGGUCACUGA